Papilio machaon (common yellow swallowtail) is the source of this 1091-nucleotide messenger RNA. RefSeq names its product maspardin. The transcript has 5 exons. NCBI's taxonomy places the organism in Eukaryota, Metazoa, Arthropoda, Insecta, Lepidoptera, Papilionidae. The coding region runs from base 87 to 1046 and encodes 319 amino acids. The record is from RefSeq and is a predicted model, not a curated record.
AACGUCAACACAAUUGAUGUCAAUGACAUGUUUGUGAAUAUUUGUUUAAUAAAAAUAAUACAAAAAUAAAUUAAUUCUAAUAUAUAAUGAGUUACAUGAGUGAUCUGUCGCAAUCUAAUGAAUAUCUAAGCUUUAGAAGUAGUAUUCCAUUGCGGAAAAUAGUCGUCGAUUCAGAUGGUUCCAAGGCCUGGCGUAUAUUUGAUAGCGGACCAAAAUCAGUUCGCUGUCCUUUAAUAUGUUUGCCACCAGUUUCUGGAACUGCCGACGUGUUUUUUAUGCAAGUGAUGGGCUUGGCCUCGAGAGGCGUUCGCGUGAUAGCAGCCGAACCUCCACCAUACUGGAAUAUGAAAGAAUGGAUUGAUGGUUUUAAACGUCUCAUUGAUUAUUUGGAACUAGACAGGGUACACAUUUAUGGAGCCUCACUAGGAGGAUUCAUGGCUCAGAAAUUUGCUGAGCUUACAAGAAACUGUCCAAGGGUAGCUUCAUUGGUUCUAUGUAAUACAUUUACAGACACUUCAGUGUUUGAAUACAAUGAUUCAUCUGCACUUUUCUGGUUACUUCCAUCUUUAGUGCUGAAAAGAAUGUUAAUGGGAAAUUUUACAACUGAUAAAGUUGAUAAGAGGAUAGCUGAAUCUAUUGAUUUCAUGGUAGAAAGGCUCGAGUCACUCAACCAAUCUGAACUGGCAUCAAGACUAACUCUCAAUUGCAGUCCGUGCUACAUUCAACCUCAUAUUUUGAAUGAUAUGCCAAUAACAAUAAUGGAUGUAUGGGAUGAAAGUGCAUUAAGUUCAAGAGUUAGAGAAGAUCUAUACAAAUCAUAUCCACAAGCUAAACUGGCUCAUUUAAAAAGUGGGGGCAAUUUUCCAUAUCUAAGCAGAAGUGAUGAAGUUAAUUUACAUUUGUUGAUACAUUUACGUCAAUUUGAUGGCACGGAAUUAUCAUCAUCUUAUCUAAGUCUUGUACCGCAACCAAAGUCUGGCAACAAUUCUGAACAGGCUUCCGUCAGCUAUUUCAACCAGAGGGAUAAGUUUGUUAAAAUAUCGUGAAACGGAAAAUUAUUCUUUAUAUCAUUGGAAAUCAGGUUGUUUUUA